AUGGCUCCACUGGAUGGACUUAGAUCAUUCCUGGCGUCUCACACUGAGAUGUCUUCCACGAGGAACCCCCCAACCCAAGGCUACCCAGCCGUCCCAGCAUCCCUCGCCGCCAACUAUGAGAUGCACGACUACGCAACAGAGGAGGCCGCUCCUCCUCCUUCCACAGUACCCUACUACACACCUUAUCUAGGACUUCGAGCCCGACUAUCGCAAGUCUGGAUCAACCGAUGGACCAUCUUACUACUUCUCAUCAUCGUACGCCUUCUCCUCGCUAUUGGAGAUAUCAACAAAGCCAUCGGUUCAGCCAAAGACGAAGCAUUAUCCGCCUGCAGCAGCGUCGAGAACGUCGGCAGUGCCAUGGCAUCGAUGCCACAUUAUCUCUCCCAAGGCGUCAAUGCAUUGGCGGCUGAUGGCAUCACCAACGCUGUUGAGGGACUGAUGAAGAUGGUACUACUUACCAUCACCGGCGUCGAAGAGAUCAUUCUUUUCUACAUCAAUAUGUUGACCUCCACAUAUGUCUGCCUUAUUACUCUUGUCAUUGGCGGCAGUCUGUCCGCCGCCAUCGGAUUGAUUCAGGACGUUACUGAUUUCUUCACCAAGGAGAUUAAGGAUCUCACUGGCGAUAUUGCUAACGAAAGCAAGCAACUCCAGGACAAGAUCAACGACUUGCUGGGCAAGAUCAGCUUACCUGGCCUUGGUGCCAAGCCACCCCAGAUCGACUUUACCGAUGGCAUCAAUAAGCUAAACGGCAUCAAAGUCGACCCCACAAAAUUCAACCAGGAAUUGACCAAGCUCAACGCAUCGAUCCCCACGUUCGACGAGGUCCACAAGUUUACUGACAGCAUCAUCCGGCUCCCAUUCGAGGAAAUCAAGAAGCUCAUCAAUCAGUCGCUUCCAGCAUACAAUUUCGAUGGAUCAGUCUUCCCAGUCCCGCAGAAGAAGGCUUUGACAUUCUGCUCAGGAAAUAGCAAAAUCGUUGAUUUCUUUACCGGACUUUUUAAGACCGUGGAGAAAACCAAGAUUGCCUUUGUCGUUAUCCUGGCGAUUGCUGCCGUCGCCGUUUGUUUUCCCAUGGCUUGGCUCGAGAUCAAGCGUUAUAGAACCAUGCAAAGGCGAGCACUAUUUUUUGGAAAGCAUGGGUAUGAUGGAUUAGAUAUCACCAACAUUGUUCAACGUCCAUACACUUCAAAUUUUGGCAUCAAAGUCGCUUCAAGGUUUAAAAGCACCAAAGCCCAGAUACUUACUCGGUGGUUUUUUGCCUACAUUACCUCGAUACCUGCGCUCUUCGUGCUUGCUCUUGGGUUCGCUGGUCUUUUCAGCUGUAUAUGUCAACUCAUCAUUCUGCGAGUCGUCCAGAAGGAAGUUCCAGCCAUCGCACAGGAGGUUGGAGGUUUCGCUGACGAGGUCGUUUACGCGAUGGGUAACGCUUCAGAAAGUUGGGCCACCGAUUCCAACAAGGUCAUACUUGGCGCUGGAGCACAGGUCAACAAGGACUUAUUCGGCUGGGUCAAAACCUCAACGGAAGCGGUCAACGGCACGCUCAAUGGAUUCACCGACAAGAUGAACGAAGCUUUGAACGCUACCUUUGGUGGUACACCCCUGAUUGGCCAUGUCCAAGGUCUCGUAAACUGCCUCAUUGGCAUCAAGAUCGCAGGCAUAGAGAAGGGACUCACCUGGGUUCAUGACCACGCACAUGUUGACUUCCCGACUUUCCGACCAGAUGUCUUUUCUCUCGGCGCUGCUGCGUCGCUCACCAACUCGACGGCUGACGAUUCCUUCCUUGCAAACCCAGGAGAUGUGACCGGCGACGGUAUCACAUCUGCCAUCGCCAAGGUCUCAGACAAAUUGAAGGACGGGUUACGCAUCGAAGCAAUAAUCUCGGCCUGCCUCAUUGCGCUGUGGUUCUUUAUCGUGCUAAUUGCGUUGGUUCGUGUCAUAGUUGCUAUGAUGUCCAAUGACAAGACUCGCGCUGAAGGCGGACCUAUUGGUUAUACUGGCGAUAAUCGAGGCGCACUUACACCACGUUCUCCAAAGAGAAACAAUGGCAGCACGUUCCCAACAUUCGGUGGACCGCUGAGCGCGACUCAACCAGAUAUGAACGAUCGCGAUCCAUUUGCAGAUCGCCACUCGUUGCACGACGAGAAGCACGACGUGCACCACGGUGUCGCACAACGAAACGUGGAAGUCAAUGCCCACCCUAGUCACUCGAGGAGCAGCAGCUACGGAUUCAUCGAUGAGAAGAGAUAG
Messenger RNA from Glarea lozoyensis ATCC 20868, 2247 nucleotides. RefSeq lists its product as uncharacterized. The transcript has a single exon. Lineage: Eukaryota; Fungi; Ascomycota; Leotiomycetes; Helotiales; Helotiaceae. Gene Ontology annotation, cellular component: mating projection tip. The record is from RefSeq and is a predicted model, not a curated record. The coding region runs from base 1 to 2247 and encodes 748 amino acids.